CAAAUCAAUAUCAAUUAAUAAAUCAAUUACUCACACUCUCAACUCAAUCCUUUUCGUAAAUCACGAUUCUCUCUGCAGAUCAUAUGCACACUACUCUUCUCAAUCUCACCCCACCCUAAAACCCAUUUUUACUGUAGUAGUAGUACAAAGAUUGAAUUUUUUUACUCUUGAUUGGUUCUUUUCCAUGUUCCCCUUUCCGGGGUUCUUCUCUUUUCCCCAUGAAUUUUCAAAAUAUCUUUUUGGGCUUUGGGCUUUUUCUCUCUCAACAACAACCAUAACCAUGUGGGUUCCAUUUCCAUGCUUUUUUCUCUCCACUUAAUUUUUCAGUUUUGAUCUCCGAGCCUUUACUUUUUCAGAUGUGGUUCUGAACUUCAGACCACACUUCACACUUCAGAGGAUGUUGUUACUUCUCUGUUUCAUCAACUCACCAUAUCCAAUGUUUUCCUUCUAGGGUUCUUUUUUUCUCGUUUCACUUAACUGACUCAUGUACGAUUUUGGACUGCAAAAUGGAAUCUGGACCUAGGCUCUAUUCAUUUGAUCACUUCAAUUUUGACCCUAAAUGGUUCAUUGAUCCUAAGCAUCUUUAUGUUGGUCCCCGGAUUGGUGAAGGAGCUCAUGCUAAAGUCUAUGAGGGAAAAUAUAAAAACCAGAUUGUUGCUAUUAAAAUUGUGCAUAAAGGAGACUCUACAGAAGAAAUUGCCAAGAGAGAAGAUCGGUUUGCAAGGGAGGUAGCUAUGUUGUCUAGAGUGCAACAUAAGAACUUGGUGAAGUUUAUCGGUGCCUGCAAAGAGCCAGUAAUGGUGAUAGUCACUGAGCUGUUAUCAGGUGGAACGCUGCGCAAGUAUUUGCUUAACAUGCGUCCUAAAUGUUUGGAUACGCAUGUUGCCAUUGGUUUUUCACUCGAUAUUGCACGCGCUAUGGAGUGCCUGCAUUCUCACGGGAUCAUACACCGUGAUCUUAAACCUGAUAACUUGCUAUUGACGGAAGACCAUGGAACAGUCAAGCUAGCAGAUUUUGGUUUAGCAAGAGAAGAGUCUUUAACUGAGAUGAUGACAGCUGAAACGGGAACAUACCGUUGGAUGGCUCCAGAGUUAUACAGUACUGUCACACUGAGGCAGGGGGAGAAGAAGCAUUAUAACCAUAAAGUUGAUGCGUAUAGCUUUGCCAUUGUGUUUUGGGAGCUCUUACACAACAAAGUUCCUUUUGAAGGCAUGUCAAACCUUCAAGCGGCAUAUGCUGCUGCCUUCAAGAAUGUAAGGCCGAGUGCGGAUCAUCUCCCUGAGGAACUGGCUAUAAUUCUUACUUCAUGCUGGCAAGAGGACGCAAAUGCCCGACCCAACUUCACUCAGAUAAUCCAAAUGCUCUUAAAUUAUCUGUACACCGUUUCGCCUCCUGAGCCUGCAAUUCCUUCAAGAAUAUUUACUUCUGAGAACACAGUGUUGCCGCCUGAGUCUCCUGGUACGAGCUCCUUAAUGGCGAAGCGUGAUGACACCGGCGAUACACCGAGAGUAAAGGACGAAAUAAAGCCUAAUGGUUUCCUUUGCUGUUUUAGCCAGUGUUAUUAACUCUUGAACAAGUCUUUCAAGUUAAAAAUGGGAUUAAAAAUUGUAAUAUAGAAUCUUGUCCAAAGAGGAAUCCUUUUUUGAUAACUUGGUAAAUGUUCAGAUUAAUAAUAAAUAAUCUUACAAUUCUAGUAAAA
Molecule: messenger RNA, 1699 nt
Organism: Lathyrus oleraceus (garden pea)
Lineage: Eukaryota; Viridiplantae; Streptophyta; Magnoliopsida; Fabales; Fabaceae
Product: serine/threonine-protein kinase STY13
Exons: 6
Coding region: 507-1565 (352 amino acids)
Biological process (GO): protein phosphorylation; signal transduction
Cellular component (GO): cytoplasm
Molecular function (GO): protein kinase activity; ATP binding
Source: RefSeq, a predicted model, not a curated record